CGCUGUUGAUCAUCUCCCCGUCCGGCUGCCCUCCCCAUCCUGGCAUCACCGCGCCACCCAGUCAAUGACGGCCCGUCCUCCAAACGGCGGAGACUAGUCUCCUCUUCGGUCUCAGGGACUCAGAUACCAAAGACUUUACCAUCGUCGACCUCUGCCUCGUACCUCAGGUUCAUGUCGUCGCUGUCGAAUUCGGCCAGUCCUUCAUCCUCCGCUUCCUCCACCGCCGCCUUCCCCGCCACUCGGCCCGCCACUGCUCUCAGGCCUCAUGCGAGUUCGGAAAAUUUACAGGCCACUGAGGCUGCACGCGAUCAACGCUCCGAGCGAAGACGGUCCACCGUCACAGGGUCAGAUCGGAAGAGAAGGAUAGUCAGUCUGGAGGGGGACCUGUGGCCCCGUGGCCCCGGAUCCCAGUCGUGGACAACAGAAGCUGGUCCAAGUCGCCAAGCAGGAACAAUGGAUAGCAGGUCGUUGCCUCAACGAUCGUCUCAGUCACAACAUCCUGCCAUGAUGAUGCCUGGCGCUUCCUUUGCUACUCCGAUUGACCUGUCCUCCUCACCGCCGGGUGCACGCCCAAACGAUCCUCGUCGAAGUUCAUGGUCCCGAACCCAGGAUAACUACGUGGAAUAUGUUCGACCGCGGUGGCAGCCUGAUACUGAGGUCACCAACUGUCCGAUCUGUGGGACCGCGUUCAGCUUUUGGUACAGGAAGCAUCACUGCCGGAAAUGUGGCCGGGUUGUCUGCGCGUCAUGCUCACCCCAUCGGAUCACUAUUCCACGACAGUUCAUUGUGCGCGAUCCCACCCGCUCCCCCGCAGCCGCAUUGGUUCCUCCCCGUGCUGCUUCGGCCUUCCAUUCCGGAGGGGACGAUGCGGUGCACUCGCCAACAACAUUAAAUCCAGCCCUCGGCGGGGGGGAGGAAGUGAGACUCUGCAACCCCUGUGUGCCGGACCCAAAUCCAGAACCGCCUCGUGGGUUCACAACGGUCCAAACUCCAGGAAGAUCAGGCACCGUCGCUGCGACUGGCUGGGGAGAAGGGCCUUCGUACUUUCCUCCACCCAGUUCUCGGCAUCGUUCUUACCAUUCGCUGUCCUCUCCGACUCGACCGAGUCUAUACAAUAGUUUACCACUCCAAACUGAACCUCUCGGGUCUCGGACAAGCCGGCAGACUGUUGGCGUCAGCGAUUAUUCAAGUUUGGGUGGAUUCGGAGGUCCAUUUGCCCCGCGAGUCCCCGGAAUGAACUACGCUGCAUUGGCAAGCCCUCGCUUUUCAUCUGGGUCGGUGAGCUCACCCACACGCCCUCUCCCUUAUCCGACCGCUGGCAACGCCAGCUCGUUGCCCGCGAUUCCUCACACUCAUCCGCCGUCGCAUACACGCCCGCCGCAUGUCCGCGAGCAGGACCUCUGUCCGAUCUGUGACUGUGAGCUUCCGCUUCUGGGAUCAAGUGGGGGCGAGGAUGCCCGGGAAGCACACAUUCGGACAUGUAUUGAAAGUCAUGGUCGGCCCGGGCGCUCCAGUCCCCAGAGCGGCAGCCCCGUCCAGCCUCAUCCUGCAGUUCGGCUAGUCACCUUCAAAGCCACGGAGAAGGACUGCAUUGGACACGAUGGUGGGCUGCAGGAGUGCACGAUUUGCAUGGAAGAGUACGAAGUGGGUCAGCCGCUCGUGCGGCUGGAGUGUCUGUGCAAGUUCCAUAAACGAUGUAUAGUCGAGUGGUUUGAGCGUAAGAAGGAGUGCCCAGUGCAUAAAAUCUCCUGAGUGUCGGAUUUGCUUCUGGAGCCCACUCUCGCUUUUGUGUGGAGCGAAGUUUAUCGCGGCUGGUCUUCCGCAUCUUAUAUAUCGGAUCAUGUCUUACUCUCUGCUCUUUAUAUGGGGGUGGAUCAACUGCUUCUGUGUC
Molecule: messenger RNA, 1891 nt
Organism: Aspergillus japonicus CBS 114.51
Lineage: Eukaryota; Fungi; Ascomycota; Eurotiomycetes; Eurotiales; Aspergillaceae
Product: phosphatidylinositol-3-phosphate-binding ubiquitin-protein ligase
Exons: 2
Coding region: 172-1752 (526 amino acids)
Molecular function (GO): metal ion binding
Source: RefSeq, a predicted model, not a curated record